This is a messenger RNA of Sorex araneus (European shrew), 2731 nucleotides long. RefSeq names its product caspase recruitment domain family member 14 (gene CARD14). The transcript has 16 exons. Gene Ontology annotation, molecular function: protein binding. The coding region runs from base 1 to 2481 and encodes 826 amino acids. Lineage: Eukaryota; Metazoa; Chordata; Mammalia; Eulipotyphla; Soricidae. Gene Ontology annotation, biological process: regulation of apoptotic process. The record is from RefSeq and is a predicted model, not a curated record.
AUGGGGGAGCUGCACCGCACCGACUCGGCGCUGACGGCCCUGGACGAGGACGUGCUGUGGGAGAUGCUGGACGGGCAGCGGCAGCGGCUCGUGUGCAGCGUGUCCCCCAGCCGCCUGACCCCCUACCUGCGGCAGGCGCGCGUGCUGGGCCAGCUGGACGAGGAGGAGGUGCUGUACAGCCCGCAGCUCACCAACACGGCCAUGCGCGUGGGGCACCUACUGGACCUGCUGAAGGCGCGCGGGAAGAACGGGGCCAUCGCCUUCCUGGAGAGCCUCAAGUUCCACAACCCCGACAUCUACACGCUGCUCACGGGGCUGCAGCCCGACGUGGACGGCGGCAGCUUCAGCGGGCUCAUGGAGACGUCCAAGCUGACGGAGUGUCUGGCGGGGGCCAUCAGCAGCCUGCAGGAGGAGCUGGGCCAGGAGAAGGGGCAGAAGGAGGCCCUGCGGGCGCAGUGCCGGCGGCUCCAGGAGCGCCUGGACCUGGCGGAGGCCCGCGUGCAGGGCCUGAGCCAGCUGGAGGCCGAGCACGACCGCGUGAAGCGGGAGCUCAGCACCCACUUCCACGAGGUGCUGAAGCUCAAGGACCAGCUGCUCGGGCUCUCGCUGCAGCACGGACACGCGCUGCGCGAGAAGGAGCUGGCCAGCUCGCGCUGCCGCCGGCUGCAGGAGGAGCUGUACCUGGCCCAGCAGGAGCUACAGCGCGAGAAGCUCUCCUCCACGUGCGAGCGGGAAUUCCGAGAGCGCGCCCUGGGGCUGGGCACAGCGCCCGACGGCCAGGAGGCGUGGGAGGAGAGCAGGAGGCGGCCGGCCCUGACCUUCAGCCUGGUGGAGAAGGACAUCCUGGAGCAGAGCCUGGACGAGGCGCUGGAGAGCAAGCAGGAGCUGGUGGACCGCAUCCACUCGCUGAGGGCGCGGGCCGUGGCCGCCGAGACGCAUCGCAAACAGUGCUGGGAGGAGAAGGAGCAGACGCUGCUGCGCUUCCAGAAGGCCCAGGUGGACUGCGAGAUCUACCGGGAGCAGGCGAGCACCCUGCAGAGCCAGGUGGCCGAGCUGCAGAAGGAGCGGGACCAGGCCUACUCUGCGAGGGACGGCGCCCAGCUGGAGAUCUCGCAGAGGCUGACGGAGAAGGACGCGCUUCGCCGGCGUGUCUGCGAGCUGAGCCACGAGGUCUGUGAGCUGCGCCAGGAGCUGCGGCGGCUGCGGGCCGAGGCGCCGUACCCUGUCCGGCAGGACGCAGGGGGCAGGGAGCCCGGCCCCAGGGGGAAGCAGAGGCUGGUGCGCAUGUUCGCCCUCUGCCCUCGCGGUGAGGACGGUGACAGUGACGGGGGCUGUCCCAGCGCCUCCGAGCUCUGGUCUGACCUGACUGCCACGUCCAGCCGCAAGCUGGCGUCCAGCUUCUGCUCCAGCAGCCCCCUGCCCCCCAGCCAGCUGUCCCUGUGCAGACGGGGGGCGGACUUCUGGGAGGAGCCCUGGGCCUCCAGUGACUUCCCGGAGGUGCAGGAGGCCAACCUGGGAAGCUCCCUGGGCACAAAGGGGGACACAGACCUGGAUUAUGAGAUCGUGGACAGGGCAGACCUCCCCGAGUCGGAGAGCAGCCUGCAGCCACCGUCCACGGCCCUUGAUGCCUCGGCCAGCACGCAGGUGCGGCGGCGGCGGCCGGCCUGCAAGGCCCCUGCCCACCCCACGGUGCUGGCCUUCCAGGGCCGAGGCCUGCUGGAGCAGAUCAGCGUCGUCGGCGGGAACCUCACGGGCAUCUUCAUCCACCGUGUCACGCCAGGCUCCGCAGCGGACCAGAUGGCUCUGCGCCCCGGCACCCAGAUCCUGAUGGUGGAGAGCGAAGCUGCCGACCCCGUGUUCAAGGCUGGCCUGGAGGAGACGACGCUGGAGCAGGCGCUGCGCCUCCUCGGGCGCGUGGCGGGCUUCUGCAGGCUGUCCGUGAGGCGCAACACGGACGGGUACAAGAAGCUGCUGCAGGAGCUGGAGGCCCGGGCGGUCACCUCGGGGGACUCAUUCUACAUCCGGGCCAACCUGGCCAUAGCGGAGCAGGCGGCCGGAGCACUUCCCGUGCGCUGCAAUGACAUCCUGCAUGUCACCGACACCGUGUUCCAGGGCCGCGCCUGCUGGCACGCCACCCGCGUGGAUCCCUACAGCACCCAGGGCUCCGAGCGCGGCACCAUCCCCAACUACGCUGGGGCCCAGCGGCUGCUGCUCGCCCUGAUCCAGGACCUGGCGCAGCAGAGCGGAAGCGCCCGCAAGCCUCCAGGGGGCGCCCAGAAGGUGGUCCGCAUCAUCAGCGCGGACAGAGCUGAGGUGAGCCCGCCGUGCUCGGCCUUCGAUGGGACCCAGCGAGACCCCGGCAGGGCGGAAGGUGAGAUGGGGUGGGGGGCUGUGGCCCCUCCUGGCAGCCAGGCCCUGCGGGCGUGGACAGAUGGAGUUGGAGGGAGGCCCUUGGCCCAGGCAUGGGUGGGGCAGGGGUGAGGGGUGAGGGCCACGGUCCCUCUGUCCACUGUCCCCAUUUCUCCUCCUCUGGCCGUGCCCUCGGCCCGUGCAGCCUGGCUGACCCGGGCAGGGCCCUCCUCACGCCUCCCCCUCCGCAGAGGCCCCUGGCGGGCGCUUCUGGACACCAAGCAACCUCACCCUGGCGCCGUACACCCUCGUGCGCCCCCACCGGCCCCACCAGCCAAGGCCGCUGCUGCUCGUGCCCCGGCUGGUGGGCAGGGUCCUGGGC